AUGAGCCAUUUUGACUUUUGGGUAAUUGAAGAAGAUCAAUGUCCCAAGGUCGCUCAGGAAAAGGUUGAGGUCAUACAAGACUUCCCACGCCCCACGACGGUGAAAAAGCUGCAGCAGUUCCUGGGGCUCGUCAUCUUCUACCACCGAGUCGUUUCCUUGGCAGCCACCAUCCUGUCCCCACUUCAUGACCUGAAGGGAACGAAAAAGACGUCCCAUAAACCGCUCCAGUGGCCACCUGUGACUAACGCCGUCUUCAUGCAGGUGAAGAACAAACUCACUGGGCUCGCUCUACUCGCCCAUUCCGUGCUGGAUGCACCCACCGUCCUCACCAACGAGGACGACGCUACGUCCAACCCUUCAGGAAACAGCAUCCAAGGAGGUGGCCUUGGCAAAAGAGCCUCCAUGUCUCAAGUUGAAGACAUCUUCCUCACUUGUUCAAAGUCCUACACCAACACCAACCAGUGCAAUGUUAUAAUAAUCCUCAUGGGCCCUGGUGAAAUCCUGCGAGGCUAUCAUAGGAAGAUACAGGGGAGGCUGUGA
Messenger RNA from Scylla paramamosain (green mud crab), 540 nucleotides. RefSeq lists its product as uncharacterized. The record is from RefSeq and is a predicted model, not a curated record. The coding region runs from base 1 to 540 and encodes 179 amino acids. Lineage: Eukaryota; Metazoa; Arthropoda; Malacostraca; Decapoda; Portunidae. The transcript is spliced from 4 exons.